This is a messenger RNA of Aureobasidium melanogenum CBS 110374, 717 nucleotides long. RefSeq names its product RNA methylase. The record is from RefSeq and is a predicted model, not a curated record. Gene Ontology annotation, molecular function: RNA cap trimethylguanosine synthase activity. The transcript has 5 exons. Gene Ontology annotation, biological process: 7-methylguanosine RNA capping; 7-methylguanosine cap hypermethylation. NCBI's taxonomy places the organism in Eukaryota, Fungi, Ascomycota, Dothideomycetes, Dothideales, Saccotheciaceae. The coding region runs from base 1 to 717 and encodes 238 amino acids. Gene Ontology annotation, cellular component: nucleus.
AUGGGUGGUACGGAUGAGCUGAUGCCGGAAGGCGUCCACCACUACGACGAAUCGUCAGAAAUGCCCGAGAACAUCCAGAAAUACUGGCACCAACGCUAUGAUAUCUGGUCGCGUUAUGAUGAAGGCAUCUGGAUGACCGAUGAUGUUUGGUUUGGUGUUACUCCCGAGCCGAUAGCCAACCGCAUAGCUGACCACAUCAAGACCGGCGGGCCCGAAUCAAAAUCCAUCAUAAUAGAUGCCUUUGCUGGUGCCGGCGGCAAUGCCAUUGCUUUCGCCCUUUCUGGUCGCUUCAAACAAGUCUUCGCCAUUGAGAAAGACCCUGCAACCCUCGCCUGCGCACGACACAAUGCAGAAGUGUACGGCGUAGCAUCAAAGAUCUGGUGGAUUGAGGGCGAUUGCUUCGAAGUUCUUAAGAAGCGUCUAAAGUCGUUGGCCAAGGAUGCCAUCGUCUUCGCCAGUCCACCAUGGGGAGGUCCCCAAUACGUUGACGACAACGUUUUCGAUCUCAGCACAAUGCAACCUUACAACCUCAAGCACAUUUACGACAGAUUUUCAGCAUAUGUCCCAGAUUUCGUGCUCUUUUUACCUCGGAGCUCCGAUCUGAACCAGCUGGCGAAGUAUGCGCCUGCCGACAAAAAGCUAGAAGUCGUACACUACUGCACAAAUGGUUCUAGCAAGGCUCUCUGCGCCUACUUUGGUGAAUUCAAGUUUCAGUGA